Messenger RNA from Perca fluviatilis (European perch), 2097 nucleotides. RefSeq names its product cell wall protein DAN4-like. Gene Ontology annotation, molecular function: transmembrane signaling receptor activity. Lineage: Eukaryota; Metazoa; Chordata; Actinopteri; Perciformes; Percidae. The coding region runs from base 401 to 2011 and encodes 536 amino acids. The record is from RefSeq and is a predicted model, not a curated record. The transcript has 13 exons. Gene Ontology annotation, cellular component: plasma membrane.
UUGCAGUCAGUAGAUGCGCCAGAACUACAGUGACCACAAUGUUGCCAAGUAACGUUAUAUCAAAAUCUAGUUUUCAAAAAAGGAAAGAGAGAAAAGAGAGGAAAAACAAAGGAAAGGGUGUCAAACUGUAACCCAGUUUUUCACCAAGAAAGCAGACUUAACAACAGAUGAGUCAGCAGCACCCCAGUCUCCACCUAACUGUGCCCCUCUCUGUCCCAGUGAAGAAGGAUGGAGCUACUGUGGGUCCUUGGCAUUCUCUUCGGGCUAUCAACUCCUCUCCCAACUGAGGUGGUUGAAUCAGGCCCGCCCACCGGGAUCAUCCUCCAGGGGACGCCCGGACUGCUAAUCACCCGGUGUGGUCUCUUCACCCAGAGAGUCUAUGUACGACUAGACCCCUGGGAUGUCUCGGCGCACUCCAGAGACACAUGGGGGAACUCGACCAAGAAAUGCCAGAGAUCCAACAGAGACUCCUCCUCCCACAAGAACAGUCUCUGGCUCCAGCCCACAUCAUCCCACUAGUCAGCGCCAAUCCUUUUCAGGGAUAGCACUGCAGGAUGGAAACAUUGGUCUCAUCAAUGCAGAAAUCAUCGAGAGUACAGGAACUGAAGGAGGAAACAUCACAGUUAGAUGCUCCUUCACUUUCCCUGGAAAGAGGAGAAUCUUCUGUAAGGAUGAAUGUAAAGAUGGAGACAUUCUCAUUGAAACAGAAGAGGACACAGCUAAGAAAGAUAGAUACAGCAUUGAAUAUAAAGAAGGAUAUAUUCCAGUAUUUAAAACAAUACUGUAUGUGAGCAUCAGAAACCUGACUCAGUCUGACUCAGGACGGUACAGAUGUGGUUUAUUCAGAUUUUACUCAUCCUCACCAUCAUACUGGGAGAUUGAGAUCCGAGUUACAGAUGCUCCAGCCUCUCCUCUCAGACCUUCUUCACCAUCAGUCCCAUCAGCCUCCACACUGAUGACAUCACAGAGUUUAAGCUCCACACCUUCAUCAGCCUCCACACUGAUGACAUCACAGAGUUUAAGCUCCACACCUUCAUCAGCCUCCACACUGAUGACAUCACAGAGUUUAAGCUCCACACCUUCAUCAGCCUCCCCUGAAGCCAGCGAGCAGCCUCGACAGAAACACACAGCUCCAGGGCUGGUGCUGUAUGUGCGUCUCCCUCUGGUCGUCUUGGUCAUCGUAUUAUCAGUGGCUGCUCUGAUUUUCUGCAGGAAGAGGGCCAGGAAACCCAACGAACCUCCUCUGGAAACUGAGUACUCUAAUGUUACAGAGGCCAACCGAGUGUAUGAGGAGAUCAGAGAGGACAGACAGAGCACAUCUCCUCCUCUAGAAGUGUCUACAGUUUACACUUUCCACCGAAGCCAGUUCUCAGAAGAAACUCCAACCUCUCCUCUCAGACCUUCUUCACCAUCAGUCCCAUCAGCCUCUACACUGAUGACAUCACAGCGUUUAAGCUCCACACCUUCAUCAGCCUCCCCUGAAGCCAGUGAGCAGCCUCAACAGAAACAAACAAGAGCUCUGCUGUAUGUGGCUCUGACUCUGGUUCUCUUCUUCAUCAUGUUAUCAGUAGCUUUGCUGAUUUUCUGCAGGAUGAGGGCCAGGAAACCCAAAGAACCUCCUCUGGAAACUGAGUACUCUAAUGUCACAAAGGCCAACCGAGUGUAUGAGGAGAUCAGAGAGGACAGACAGAGCACAUCUCCUCCUGUAGAAGUGUCUACAGUUUACACUUACGCCAAAUACACCAAACCAGAUGGAGUGGAAUCCACAGAGGAGUACAGCUUAGUCACUGCACCCACUUCUCAGAAGAAAACUGAAGACGACUGGAGUGACCUCACCUACUCUGAGCUGGAUCUUCCCAACGGUACAGCUGCCUCGCUGCACAGCGCCCCCUCUGGUGACCCAGAUAACGUGGUCUACUCUGUUCCUCGGGUAGAAGCCAGCUCGGCCGGCAGCCACGCCCAAGACGCUUCCCCUCCUCUGUACUCUACUGUUACUUUAUAUCAGCUGUAGCUUCAACGCUGUCAGCGCCACAUUUACUCCCUCAGGAGCCAACAGGGGACACAACACAUUCUCACACCCAACUCCAAACGUACUUA